Apis florea (little honeybee) is the source of this 11568-nucleotide messenger RNA. It is a transcript of the gene Smr, whose product is annotated as nuclear receptor corepressor smrter. Gene Ontology annotation, cellular component: chromatin. The record is from RefSeq and is a predicted model, not a curated record. Lineage: Eukaryota; Metazoa; Arthropoda; Insecta; Hymenoptera; Apidae. Gene Ontology annotation, biological process: regulation of transcription by RNA polymerase II.
UGGAAAAUAGUAUAUAAUGUAAACUUUAGAAACAUAUGUAACGUAUUGGAAUAUCUUGCAACAUUAUAAUUAAUGUAUAUACCACAUUUUAUUCUUAAACUAUCACCUUUAAGUCGCGAAGAUCUUUAGGGUUGUAUAUGUAUAUCUCUCUUCAUCCCGUUACAUGCAAAUUAAGCGUUUUAUAUUUUUCAUUAAUUUGCAAUGUUAAAAAUUCUAAGUAUAUCAUAUAAAUAAUUUAGAAUUCGAUACAUAGUAUAAUAAUAAAUAUGAAAAUAAUAAUAAAAAAUGAAAAAAUGCUUGUUAGAUGAUAAACGGUGGCGCCAUAGGAACCAAGAAUAAACGGUCCUGAGCUGUGUAGACCUCCGUCCCCCGCGACGCUACGUCGUCGGUCGGUUCGGUUGCUCGCUCGUUCUCGUUCGUUUUCACCCCACUCCAACUCAUACGUCCCCGGUCCCUUAUGACCCCACCUGCCCCGUACCCAGAAACUUUACCCUCACCCCGCUACAUUCAGUCCCUCCCCCCCGAUCCUCUCUCUGAUUCCGCCUUGCCUGCUGCCAGCCAGCCGUCCGUCCUUACGUCCGUCCGUCCACCGUUUGGAUCUAUGGUUGUGUCGGUGGAUUUCGUGACGUUAACCUGGCGGCCCUGAAAACGUUGGACUGACCGUACGAUUUUGACUACCCUUCUCGUUAGGGCGCGAAUGUAAGACGCGAGUGUUUUUUAAUCAUCGCAGCCACCGCACUGGAAUAUAUCAUAGACUAGUUCGGGAAUACUGCCGGGACUAUUGCCGUUGCUGCCAUUAUCACUACACAAAGAUAUAAGAAGAAUGAUGUCCAAAGAUAAAAUGCUUCGAUAGAUGAAGUAAUUUGCACAACAAUAUAAAAAAAUUAGGAGAAAACGGAAUUAUUAAUUUCAAAUAUGUAUUAGAAAGCUUAUAUUAAAAAACGAAUGGAAACGAAACGAAAUAAAUUUAUAAAAGAAGCAGAAGAAGACUAAUGAUAGUGAAAGAAACAAUAGAAUGAAAUAAACUUUAAGAAGAAAAGAAUAUUGAUUUGGAUAUUUUUCGCACGACCAGUUUUGUGAUGAUUCGCAAAUGUGCGUAUGUGUGUACGUGAUUGUGUAUACGUUAAAACUGUGCGCGUAUGUUUCUCGUUCUGCCAUCUUGAAAGUCAUCCAAUUUCUUUCUCUUGGUGGCGCUGGCUCACGUGUGCGGGAAGCGUGCACGGUGCGUGCAUCGUACACGCACUGUGCUAGGUUGCUAUAAGCGAAGAAAUCACGCUUCGAGAAUAACUGCAAAAUAAAGAUUUGUCGAUAGCAUACAAUAAAAUUGCGCGAUGAAAGCGAGUUUUUCAAUAAAUUUAUUUCUUUGUGGGAGUGAUAACGAGUGUCCUAACAAUAUUAAUAGUGAAAGCAGUAUCAGUAGCAACAACAAUCUCGGCAACAGUACACAUGACAUUAGUAGCAGUAAGAAAAACGGAUAUGAUAAUGGUUUUAACGGCAACAAGAAAUCACAAGUGGAAUAUAAUGUGCAAGUUAAGUGUAAGCCAUAUGGCAAUGAUGAGCAGUUGCAUUUCUGUGAGGUGUACUCGUACUGAUUGUGAGUGCUAGUAGAGAAAGAGAAAGCGGGAGACAGAGAGAUAGAAGCCACCAAGACUCUCGUGGAGAGCGGGGCACUGAAAGAUAUGCGGACCUUUGUGCGAACAGCUGAAGCGGAAGUUGUGAGAACAAGUGGAGUGCAACGCGCUCCACCUAAUCGGUGAUAGGGUCAGUCGGUUAAAAGAAGACAAAAUUGGCGUUCGCAGCGACGGCAACGCGGCAUCUUUCGCGAUCACCUUUUCCUCAUCCCUUCCUUUUUCCUACUUCAUUUUGUUUCACUUCGUUUCCUCUCUCUUUUUCUCAAACUCUGACGCAACUCAUUCGUUUAUUUUACAUAUUUUUCUUCUCUUGGUUAUCGAUAGAGAAAAAAAAAUCUCGUCUUUUAUUUCGAUUGAAACUUUUGUAUAAUGAUUCAUCGUAUAGAAGCCGCGUCGCGUUUCCUUACAAUAAUAAAGAAAUCGUCGCUGGAGCAACAGCGGAAGAAAGAAAUUUGAAAAAUCGGUUAGAUUAUGUUCCAAGUGUAUAAUAUCGAGUGAUAUGGAACGCAUGAAAGUGUACGUAAGCUAGCAAAAAGAUAAAAACGACGAAAGAAUAAGAGGGAAGAGCAAGAAACAAACAUAACACGCAACAACGAAGAAACGAACAGAAGACAGUAGUAGUGUAAAGAAGACAGAGAUGAUAAAGAAAAAAAAAGUCUACGAAGGGAAUAGCUUGUGAGAAGAAAAGCAAAAGUUUGCGCGACGUACAGUAUAAUGUGGAGUAGCGUGUUUCGCGAAAGUUUUUAAAAGUCGAUAUAGAAUUUAUAAAUAGAUCGGUUGGUAUACUCACAUAUGUGCACGCGUACGCAUGUGUGCGUGAUUACGCGCGCACAUGUACGUGAUUUUCACUCGAGACUGAAGCGGUGAAUUAUUCUCGCACGGAUCGACUACUCGUGGGGGAAAUUCGAGAUCCGGCUUACCUUCCACAGCUGACGUCAUUACCGUACACAAUGCGCUAGGAGUGAUGGAGACAGUGAGCAAGCAAGUCCAGGUAGUAAGCGGACUGGGGGUGGGGGGUCCGGUGGGCCCUGUGGGUCCAGUGGGGGCAGAUUUGCAUCACCAUCAUCAUCCUCACCCCCACUCCCAUCCUCCACACCCACAUGCCCACCCCCACGGUCAUCCUCACGGACCCCAUGGCCACUCACUGGUCGGUGUAACGUCGACCCCUGGCAGGGGUCAGACACAACCACCGGUCUCGCAUAACCAGCAUUUACCCGCGAGGUCUACUCCGGUACAGCUGCAUAGGCCGGCGCAAAGUUAUGUAAACAUCAAGAGCAGCAGUCCUGUGUCUCCAAGAACGAUAGGAGCAGGAGUGACGUAUGUGCAGGGUGGUGCGGCUGCAUCUUCGGCGGCGGCGGCGGGGACAACCGGAAGUGGAAGUGGCGGAGGUCCUUCAAUCGGUGGAGGCGGUGGCGGUAGCGGAGGAGGUGGCGGUGGUGUCAACAACGCUGGUGGCGCGAACAGUGGAACCGGAGUGGUUGGGACUGGAGCUGGUGCCGGUGCGGGGAACGUAGCAUCAGUCGGAAAUGGUAACAACAACGGUACCAAUAACAGUGCCGGUGCGGGGAGCAACAGUGGUGGAAACGGUGGUACAGUGGGUAGUGCACCAGGGGGUUAUGUUGCUGUACCCAUGGCUGGUGGUCUGCGGUACAUCCAUCCGUAUCCAUCGACGCCAACGUCGGCAUCGGUGCCGGCUGUAGCGACAAUGGUUACCUCAGCCUCGUCGGCACCGACUCCAGUGCCAGUUCCAGCACCCGCAGCUGCGCCUGCCAAUCCACCUACAGUUAGUCAAACGCCACCACCAUCGCUUUCGGGAACUGCUUAUGCCGCGAGAGACGCAUAUCGCAGCGCCACCACGAAUGUGAACGAGAGGAUCGCCAUCAGCGUGAGCAGUAGUCCCUUGUCGCAGAUUGGAGUCGAUGUUGGAGUAGUUGCAGCCGAAUAUGCGGCGAAUAGCGGUAUAAGUAGUGGAAGAGGGGAGAGACCGAGGAUAUCUCUUUUACCACCUGCUUCGGUGACGCCGACACCUUCACCAACAGCACCAGGCUAUCAGCAUAACAUGUCUGGAGUUAGAAAUUCACGAAUAGCCCUGAUGCCCGUCCAGCCGGAUCAGUAUUGCAAUCGUACAGCCGUUGAAAUGGCUAAUCUGCAGGAGGCGCCGCCCUUCAAGAAGAUACGCCUCAGUCAACCGACCCAGAUUCAAUUGCAGUCCCAAACGCAAUCUCGUUGUCAUAGUUUGUCACCCGCUGACCCGUGUGUUAAGCAGGAGCACGUGGUACAGUUGCAGCAACCGCUUAGGAUAGAUACUAGGGAGCAGCCGGCAACAGAAGCAUAUACACCGCAAACUGAAGCGAUUUCGCCUACGCUUCCGGAACCAAACACACAAGAAGAUGCACAGUUCAGAAGCACGAAAGAUGAUCUUCUGCAACAAAUUUCUAAGGUUGAUAGGGAGAUUGCAAAAAGGGAAUCUCAGAUAAAUAAGCUUCGGAAAAAAUUAAAAGAAUUGGAAGAAGCGGCUAAUAAACCUCUAGAAGCCAGCGGUCUUAAACGGCAAGUUGAGGAACAAUCUCAGCAACCAAAGCAUCAAUCUCUGGCACAAAAAAUUUAUGCUGAAAAUAGGAGAAAGGCAGAAGAGGCUCAUAGACUCCUAGAGAGACUGGGUCCAAAAGUGGAACUACCUUUGUACAAUCAGCCAUCAGAUACAAGUGUAUAUCAAGAAAAUCGAACAAAACAUCAAACGUGUAUGAGAGCAAGGCUUAUAGCGAGGCUUCGACGAGAACACGCUGAACGCGCAUCUCUUCAUCGACAACAGUCACAAACGUACGCUAUUUUGGUACAAGAGUGGCAUCGUAAAGUAGAGCGAUUGGAAGCAACGCAGAAAAGGAAGUCGAAGGAAGCGAAGAAUCGCGAAUUUUUUGAAAAAGUGUUUCCAGAGUUGCGGAAACAAAGAGAAGAUAAAGAACGUUUUAAUAGAGUUGGUGCUCGUAUCAAGAGUGAAGCUGAUUUAGAAGAAAUUAUGGAUGGCCUUCAAGAACAAGAGAUGGAAGAUAAAAAGAUGCGUUCGUACGCAGUCAUACCUCCAUUAUUAUUGGAUACGAAGCAAAGAAGAAUCGCGUUUCAAAAUCGUAAUGGUCUUCUUCAGCCUGAAGAGUUAGAAGCUCUUCAUAGUGAACGGAAGUUAAUCAAUGUAUGGAGUUCUGUAGAGCACGAAUUGUUUAAAGAAAAAUAUUUACAACAUCCUAAGAACUUUGGAACGAUAGCUCAAUCUUUAGAACAUAAGUCCGUUCCAGAUUGUGUGCAUCAUUACUACCUCACUAAAAAAGCAGAAAAUUAUAAGCAGCUCUUGAGAAAGUCGCGGCAACGAACACGCUCUCGAAACAAUCCUAAUAAUAAAGUAAAUAAUACCAGUUCAAGUAUUGGAACUUUAGAUAUUUUAACUACGGGUGUUACGACAAGGUUGCAACGUGAGCAACAGCAGAAGACGCAAGAAAAUCCUCAAAAUAGUUCGGCAGCGACAUCAACUACAACGACGACGACGACGACGACAACGUCGAGUGUAUCAACGGCUGUUGCGACAACAAUAGUCACCACUUCGACGACUCCUUUAAGUUCAUCAACGUCGAGUAUAUGUUUAACGACAGACUCUGUAAUAGCAUCAACGACAGCUACAACGACAUCUGUGUUGAGUACUACGACAUCGUCAGUCACGACGUCAUCGACGAUAACAAGCGCGAAGGAUAAUAGAGAAACAAAUAAAGAAAACAAAGAAAGUAAAAUAGAAUCGAAAGAAACCCAUCUUAUUAAAGUGGAAGUGAAAGAAGAGCCGCAAUUAAGUUCGGAAACGGUAUCAGGAAAGGACAUCAAAAUGGAGACGAACAACGUCAGUGGUGGUAGCGUGGUAACUACGAACAGGAUGAAGGAGAAGAAAAAAGAUAAUCACGCCACUCCUAUGGAAACCAGCGACGAGGAAGCCCAAUCGAUGGACACCAUUGAAGGUGGAAGACAGAUUGGUCCCCACGCCUGCACGGUUUGUCAAAAUAUCGUGGAAGGAAACACGCAGAGCAGGGCAUUGCCGCGAAACCAAGCGUCCCAGUAUGGUCUGCGAGAGGAUCAGAUCGCAUCCGGUGCGCGCGUGUGCAAUACCUGUAGGUGUAAAGCGGUUAGAGGACGAUAUACAGCGUGUCCAUUGCCAGGUUGCCCGAAUUUGAACAACGCUUCAAAGACAAGGGUCAAAAGAUUGCGAGCUUUACCCGCCAAAUGGCUCGAUCUACCAGCCGAAAUUCGUGAUCCAAUUAUUCAAGAAUUUCAAAUACCAAGUAACGCGACAAAAUGUUGCUCGGCCUGCUUCAAUCGAAUAUCCCGUCGAUUGGCGCCACACCUAACAGGAAGUGCCGAGGUGCCCGAAGACUCGGUCGAUUCCCUUGCUCGGCAAUGGACGGACGAGGAAUUGGAACAGCUAAGGAGAGCCCUUCGAGAGCAUGGAACCAAUUGGGUGAAAGUUGCCGAACAAAUACCAGGGAAGACGAAUCAUCAAUGCAAGAACUAUUACUUUGCUUAUCGGAAGAAGUUGAGCUUAGAUCAGGUGGUUGCAGAAUAUUAUCAAUCUCUAGGCGAAGAAAGGAGACCUUGUUUGACAGAUGAAGAAGAAAGUGGUAGCAGUACGAGUAGCUGUGAUGAAUUGGCAGUGCAUGAUUCAAGCGAUACGGCUAGCGCAGGCAGUCCAGCGAACAACUUGUCCAGUGGUACACCAGGUACACCGGGUGCCACAGCAUCCUCGAAUCUGCCGAUGGCUUUCUCGCGAUCGGCAGAUCAAAAACUUGGUGAGAAAUUAGCGGAUAUUGCUGUGGUAUCAUUAGUACCGCCGGUGAGCAUAGGUCCGUCGCAACAGUCUUCCACCAGUGGAAGUAGCAAUGCUGCUUCAGCUGGUACUAGAGAAGAUUAUGAUAGUUCCGCCACGGAGACGGCGGACGAAGGUCAGGGUGGUACCGAUUUAGAAAAUAAUGGUGUGGUUGUCACGUUGACAACUGCUAAUAACCCCACAUCACUGCAACAACAGCAUCAGCAAUCUCAUCAACAAGUUGCACAACCUUCGCAUUCACCACCAUCCACUACUAGCAACAACUCCAAUCCCCUCACUGUGAAGGAUCUUAUGCUUGGUGUUAUUGAGAUGCAAUUGAAACGUAAUCCUAACAGUCCAGCUGGUACCAGUGGUCCUUCAGUAUCAAUUAAUUCUGGAACACCAACGAUAUCGAGCAUAUUAAAAACGGAUCAUAGAAAUGAUAUUACAUUUGUGAGAGAAUAUAAACCGACGUCAACUAUGGCAAAUACUAAUAUGUCAAGGGACUCGAAUUUGGCUACGUUGUCGGUGGUAUCCGGUCCUCAUCAUGGUCAUCGUUCUGCUUCUAGUCCUCAACAAAUUGGUCAAAUGCAAGCAACAAUUACUCCUUGUCCACCCACGCCAUCGAACAAUCAGUCAUCUACAUCAGACAUACUUCCAAAGGAAGGCUUAGUUGUGAUGCAAGUACAACAAGCAUUACGAGAAAGCACCGAGGGCACUCUUGAUCUAAGCAUUAAAAAACCAAGACAACAGCAAGAAUAUAAUCAUUCCCUUCAAACACUUCAUAAACCACCGACAGUCACUCUCUAUCGGCCAGAACCUUCCAGUGCUUAUUAUCAUCCUCAUGCUCAUGCAGAACAAGGUCGCGGCGCCAAAAGUCCGUUGGUCUAUGCGUCGUCUCCACGACCUCAAGCACCUCUUACACCUAAGAUGAAUAAAGUUGCAGUACCACCACCGCAUCCUAAAUUGUCGCCCAAAUUGAGCGCAAUAGUGACAACAAGCCAUAAGAGUGGUUCUAUUACACACGGAACUCCUGUGUCUAAUACACGUUAUGAGGGUCUUCUUAGACAGAUGACUCCUCCAGGAAAUCCUGGCAGUGCAGCUGGAACACCCAAUCUGACUAGCGGUGCAAGUGCUGUGAAUGCACCCAGUAAUCAAGGACCUAAAGAAACAGGAUCCAUAACUCAAGGAACUCCUGUUCAUCCCUAUGUGGAUAAGCGUGCACCAAUGUAUGAUUAUCAUAGAACAAUCAGGCAUUCACCUGUAACGACAGGCAACAUUCCUGGUCAAGGUCAGACUCAAGCUGGAACAGCAGCAGUAGUAGUGACGCAUAGCAAUCAAUAUAAUUCUUAUUCGGGACGACCACCUCCUAGCUAUACUAUGGAGCAGCAGUUAUCGUCAAGACAAAUUAUUAUGAAUGACUACAUAACCAGUCAACAAAUGCACGCGCGAAGUCGAAGUGCUGGCACGUCUGAAGGUAAUAGUAAGAAUGAAGGACCAUCGACGUUAUAUUAUACCAGCACACCCCCACCUCAAACGCAUACACAACCUCGUCAAGGUGUGAUACAAAGGCACAAUCCACAAAAACAAAUUCAUUAUCCGCCACCACCACCAGGACUGGAGGCCUUUUCCAGUUUGGUGGAUGUUGCUGUACAGCAACCAAGUCUUCCGGUUCCUCAUCCACAUGGACAUCCUGCAUCUGGGAGUAGCAGUCACGAAGGUCUUGGUAAGACCAUGGCAGACAGAUUGUUGGCCGACCGUUAUGGGGACAAACAUCGUUUAACUAUGCAUCAAGAUCACAGAAUGGCAGUAGCUCACCAUCAUCAACGUGAUAGAGAAAGGGAACGAGAUCUAGUUCAUUUACGCGAGAAGGAAGAAUAUAGAUUACAGAGAGAGAAGGAGAUUCAACAACAGGAACAUAGAUUGGUUCAGCAAAGAGAAAAAGAUGUACAACAUGCUGAACACAGAUUGUCAAUACAGCAACGAGAAAAAGAUAUACAACACACUGAUCAUCGUCUUACCGUCCAUCAACAAAGAGAAAAAGAGAUUCAUCAGCAGAUGGUAGUGGCUGCUGCUCAACGUGAAAAAGAACAUCAAGAACAUCGUUUGGCUGUACAACAACAAAGAGAGAGAGAUCUAGCACAUUUGCAACAGCAACAACAACAACAACAGCUUCAACAACAUAUUCAGCAGCAACAGAGGAUGGAAGUUGAAAGAAGGCAACAUAUGGCUCAACUGUACAGAGAUCAGCAGCAACAACAACUUGAUAGGGAUAGCCGAUUAAUAAAUAGUGGAUUUACCCAAUCCUCUAGACUUCAACAACCGCAACAAUCCCAGCAACAACAACAACAGCAACAACAGUCCUCUUCUAGACAAAACCAAUCCUCCAAUCAACAACAAAAUGAAUCAGCAUCUACAUUAACUGCUGCCAGUCUGAUAGAUGCUAUUAUAACACAUCAAAUUAACCAAAGUGUCGAAAAUACUGGUGGAAAUACCCAACCGCAACGACCUGGUGAUCGUCUUUUCCAGGUAACUUGUGGAUUUCACCGAGAAGCUCCAGUAGAACCUAAUGGAAUGGCUCACAGUCCUGCUGGCGAUGGGAAUAGUGGCAACAGUGGAGCUGGGAAUGCAGGCGGCAAUGGAGGUGGCAAUAAACCUAUUACUCUUGGAGAACAUGUUGAUCAUAUUGUUUCUAAAGAUUAUGGUCCUCCACAUUCCUCAUAUAGAUCCUAUAGUGGAUAUCAAAUCUCGGAAGAUCAGUGGAAGAGACGAAAAGCUAGCGAACCCGAUUCUGUGAAGGCUGGAGAUGAGCGUCAAAUAAUUCGAGUUACGCAGCAACAAUCGCAACAACAACAGCAACAGCAGCAGCAGCAACAACAACAACAACAGCAACAACAACACCAACAUCAACAGUCAGCAGCAUCCGUAGGAAAACAAUCGUUCCAUUCAGUCGAACCUGUUUCACCUCCAGAAGCAGGUACCAAUCACUAUGGGCGUCGCCUGUACGAAACAACCACUGCCACAUCGACUUCCGGAACUCCUUCCAAACCUCAUCUGUCACCUUUGGAUUACGUAAAGAAUAAGAUCGUUGAAGUGAUGCGUACAUCUGAGGAUGAUAAAGGGGGUAACGCAACCGAUAGAAAUGGAGGAAACAUCACAAGUGGAGAAAAAGAUGAGAAAAUUGGAGGAAAUGUGGAAAGUCCUUCAAGUGGAGAAAUGAUGGUGGAUGAAACACCGAAUAAAACUCCUCAACCACCAGCACCAGCGCCUACUACAACUUUUUAUCCGUUCAGUGCGUUAGGCGUUCAUACUGGCCCACCUCCUGCGCCACCACCUCCAACUUCUGGAUCUGCUUCUGUGACAAAAUCUGAACAAAUGCAAGCCGAACCAGCACCAUUACUUUCUGCGCAGUACGAGCCACUUUCUGAUGAGGAUUGAUAGUCUAAUAAGUUAGCAACGUGUGCUAAUUUACACGCUGUGGAAAUGUUCUUCUUAGGGUAUUUAUGCAGUUUGUUCAUACUGGACGGAAGUCUUAUUCAGACUACAACAAUGAAUAUCGAAUAUUUCACAAUUACCAAUGUUUUUCGGGCGUUAGCCAUUGCGUUCUAACUGGUCGUAUCUAAUAAUUUUUCUAAUGAUAAUUGAAUCGAAGGAAUUUCUUAUUUCGUUCCAUUUCGUUCGUUUGCUCACUUUCAUUUUUUCUUUUUCUUUUUUUUUUUUAUCACGAACUUUAUCGUAUUCCGAAAUGGAAAUUAUAAAUAUGAUGGUUUUAAAUAGAGUUUAUUAUUUUAUAAAUUUCAUAUUCCGUCAAUGUAUUCUUUUAGUCGAGGAUCGUUUCCGUACUCUCAGUGUACAUGUAAAUGUGAUUAUUUUACGGAAGCACUAUUAUUUUUUUAAUGCUCAUCCAGCGUACGAGAAACUAACAAGCAGCGUAAUUUUAAUUAAUAAUUGAUAUUUUUUUACGCAUUACUUAUCUUUCACGCUAAUAUGUACGUAAACGUUGUGUAUAAUUAUCAGCUAGAUUAAAUAUAAUUAUUUCUAUUUUCACCGCCACUUAUUUUUGUUUUUUAAGAAAAUACUUUUUUUUUAGAUAUCGUUAAUUUCUAACAUGGAGUUGUAAAAACCAUGAGGAUCUUUUAAUUUUAAAACGACACAGAACAAUCUACGUAUAUGUUAUAAAAUUAUUAAAUCUUCUACGAAGUACAUAUAUUGGGUCGUGAUAUUUAAUAUUUUUUAAUGAACCUGAAAAAUAUAUAUAUAUAUGCAAUAUUUCUAAUGCAUUCAAAACUCGUGAAAAUGUUAAAUUAUCUUUCUAAACAUAUUCUUAUGUUUAUAUGUAUAAAAAAAAAAAAAAAUGUACAUCGUACGAAAGUUCUCGAUCCUUUCUAAGGUUAGAAACAAACAUUAUCGAAAAUAUUCGACCUGUGGAACGUCCAGGCUAGCCCAAGUUUACAAUGGAGACGCUUUUUUGUAUAUAAUGAAUGAUAUAUAAUCGUUAAAAAAAUGAUAUAACGCUAAAAAGGCAUACGUGUUUUUAUUUGGAAUGAGUCUGUGAUGUGUCUGGAAUUAUAAAAAAUAGCUUCAACUGUUGUACCAGUGCGAAAGGCAUAUUAGCCUCAAAUUUGACAAGGAGUCAAUAUGAUUGACAUAAGAGACAUAUAAAAUGCAUUCUCGCACAUAUUGACAGUGUACUGUCUUAAAGAGAUCACUUUAAAUAUUCUCUCCUUGGUGAAGUGGGUUUUAAACAAAACAACAAAAAAAAAAGUAUAAUUCUAAGUGUUGUACAUAGUACACAAUAUUAAUUUUUAAGUUGAACAAGUAGGUAUAUGAUGGCUAGUUUAAUCGUAUGCUAUAUUGUAAGAAUCUAGACUUAGUAUAAGUGACGUAGCUAGCAUUUAGGAAUUAGACGCCAUGAACUGACUAGGGAAAAAAUUUCCCCAACGUUCUCUUAUUAAUAAAAAAAGAGAUAAAAGAAAACGUAUACAGGCGAUUUUGAUUGAUGGGAAAAAAUUAUCAUCCGCCAUAAGCGAAUGGAUGUGAAUUUUAUUUUAUUUGAUUGAAAUUAUAGAAUCUGAAUGUACGCUCUGACUAUCAAACAAA